AGCCGCCGGGAGGGGGCAGCAGCGAGCUCGCAGCUCCGCCGGCCGCGCGGGGGCGCUCUCGCCGCGGAGGUGGUGGCGGACCCGGAACGGCUCGGCCGCCGCCGCGACCUCGGCGCCCCGGAUGGGGAAGGAGGCGGCAACUGCCCUCCGCGAGCCGCGCAGCCCCGGCAAGUGCGGGCGGGUGGGUCCGGGGCGGGAGCCGGUGUUUCCGGGCCGCUCUGUCCUCUGCCGGCCCCCGCGGGCCCCACGCUGCUUUCAUAGGUUCACAGUCCUCCUUUUUCUAGGAACUUGGUUCAGAGAACGAGCUCAUCUACUGGAGGCCUGGCCUGGGUUGCUGCCUUUGAAACUCGGAACAACAUCAGCCACAGCACGGCAUGGAAUUUCCAGAAAGGUCUUAUUUCGAAACUUCGUAGAGAACAAGAGCCACCUGGACUCGUGCGAGAGAGGUUGCACCGGCCUGUGUCUGAGGGAGAGGAUCAUGUGCGCCCAGCCUGUAACGAACGCCAAGGAGGCCAAGUGGCAGAAGGUCCUGUAUGAGCGCCAGCCCUUUCCUGAUAACUACGUGGACCGGCGUUUCCUGGAGGAGCUCCGGAAGAACAUCUACGCCCGGAAAUACCAGUAUUGGGCUGUGGUAUUCGAGUCCAGCGUGGUGGUCCAGCAGCUGUGUAGUGUCUGCGUUUUCGUCGUUAUCUGGUGGUAUUUGGAUGAGGGUCUUCUGGCCCCCCAGUGGCUUUUUGGGACUGGGCUGGCUUCUUCACUGAUUGGCUACGUUUUGUUCGAUCUCAUAGACGGAGGAGAAGGACGGAAGAAGAGCGGGAGGACACGGUGGGCUGACCUGAAGAGUGCCCUCGUUUUCAUUACUUUCACAUACGGUUUCUCGCCAGUGCUGAAGACCCUGACGGAGUCUGUCAGCACCGACACCAUCUAUGCCAUGUCGGUCUUUAUGCUCUUAGGCCACCUCAUUUUCUUCGACUAUGGUGCCAAUGCCGCCAUCGUAUCCAGCACGCUGUCCUUGAACAUGGCCAUCUUCGCUUCCGUCUGCCUCGCGUCACGCCUGCCCCGGUCCCUGCAUGCCUUCAUCAUGGUGACGUUUGCCAUCCAGAUCUUUGCCCUGUGGCCCAUGUUACAGAAGAAACUGAAGGCGUGUACUCCCCGCAGCUACGUGGGAGUGACGCUGCUUUUUGCAUUUUCAGCCUUGGGAGGCCUCCUGUCCAUCAGUGCUGUGGGAGCCAUCCUCUUCGCCCUUCUGCUGGUUUCCAUAUCUUGUCUCUGCCCUUUCUACCUCAUUCGCCUGCAGCUUUUUAAAGAGAACAUUCAUGGGCCUUGGGAUGAGGCUGAAAUCAAAGAAGACUUGUCCCGGUUUCUCAGCUAAGUUAGAGACUCCCAUUCUGUUAGGAGGGCAGGCUGCUAGACUGGCCUCCCAACUAGUGUAGGAUUUGAAGGCAGAGUCCCAUUCUGGAAGCAAUGUACUGAUGUGGGUCGGGGAGCGGAAAUCAAAAGAAAAACGUGUAACCAAAGGCGUGGGUGGUGAAGGUGCUUGUCCUUUCUGUUAUUUUGUGGAUGAAGAAGCUUCCUGGGGCCCUCUUGAAUUCUUGCCUCUCACUCACUGUAACAAAUGAAGUCAUGUGGUUUCUAUUUAUUAAAAAAAAAACACACACCCA
Molecule: messenger RNA, 1661 nt
Organism: Lutra lutra (Eurasian river otter)
Lineage: Eukaryota; Metazoa; Chordata; Mammalia; Carnivora; Mustelidae
Gene: PIGC
Product: phosphatidylinositol glycan anchor biosynthesis class C
Exons: 2
Coding region: 122-1372 (416 amino acids)
Biological process (GO): GPI anchor biosynthetic process
Cellular component (GO): membrane; glycosylphosphatidylinositol-N-acetylglucosaminyltransferase (GPI-GnT) complex
Source: RefSeq, a predicted model, not a curated record